AUGUCUAUAAUAAUAUCUCACUUAAUUGGUAAUAUAACUUGGAGAUGUCAUAAACCUCAAUCGAUUCGAAAAGAAAUAAGUUUUAGAGCAAAAAAGGCAUUGAAAACGGAAGCUUUGCAGACAAUACCCGCUGAAGAAUAUCCCGAUAUAAACUCGGUUAUUGUUAAUAAAAUGUCGAAGAUUUCAAGAAAUCUCUAUAAGGGUCAAUCCAUAGCGGUUUUCACAAGCGGUGGCGAUGCCUGUGGAAUGAAUGGCGCAGUGCGCGCAUGCGUACGAAUGGCCGUCUAUUUGGGCUGUCAGGCUUUCAUGAUACGUGAGGGCUAUCAAGGUAUGGUGCAGGGUGGCGAUCAAUUCGUUAAAGCAACAUGGGCGUCGGUAUCGUCAAUUAUACAUGUGGGUGGCACGAUAAUCGGUUCGGCACGCUGUAAAGAAUUUAUGGAGCGUGAAGGACGCAAGAAAGCCGCUUAUAAUUUGGUGCAAAGAGAAAUAAACCGUUUGAUUGUAAUCGGCGGUGAUGGUUCACUAACCGGCGCGAAUAUAUUUCGCUUAGAAUGGACUGGUUUACUAGACGACUUGGUUGCUUCGGGUAAAAUAACACCACAACAGAGAGAAAAAUGUAAAGAUUUGCAUAUUGUGGGCGUGGUUGGAUCCAUCGAUAAUGAUUUCUGUGGCACGGAUCUUACUAUUGGCACAGACUCUGCACUGCAUCGCAUUACAGAGGCUAUCGAUUCAAUUGCGAGCACAGCCUACUCGCAUCGGCGGAUUUUUAUAAUGGAAGUAAUGGGACGUCACUGCGGUUAUUUAGCAAUGGUCUCUGGCAUAAUAUCGGAAGCAGAUUAUGUGUUUUGUCCCGAGGCACCGCCGCCAUUGGAUUGGCAUGAACGUUUAUGUUCCAAGCUUCAGAAGGAGCGGGAAUGUGGUCAACGUCUCAAUAUCAUUAUCGUUGCCGAGGGUGCGAAUGAUCUAAAUGGCGAACCGAUUACAGCGCAGAUGGUGAAGCAAGUGAUUUUUGACAGAUUGGGUUGGGAUAGUCGAAUCACGGUACUGGGUCAUGUGCAGCGAGGUGGCGCAACGAGCGCCUACGAUCGUAUUUUAGCUUGCCGCAUGGGCGCCGAAGCAACCGUCGCGGUAUUGGAAUCCACCGCAACCACAACGCCGGUUGUUAUUGUUUUGGUUAACAAUCGAAUUGAGCGGAUUCCUCUCAUGGGAGCGGUGGAGCGAACACAAGCAGUGAAUAAAGCUCUGCAAGAUAAGGAUUGGGCGAAAGCGAUAGCUUUACGUGGCGUAGCGUUUCAAGCGAAUCUGCAAGCUUUGAAACUAUUGUCGCAAACCAAAACGCCAAAGAAGGUUGAAGGCCAUGGCACCAACGACGCUUUCAAUGUUGCCGUCAUGCACGUCGGUUCGCCAGCUUGUGGCAUCAAUGCUGCCACACGAAGUUUGGUACGUACCAUUAUUUAUAACGGUGACUCGGUGUAUGGCAUUAGGAACGGUGUGCUGGGACUUGCAGCUGGUGAAUUGAAACCAUUGACUUGGAGCGAUGUCAUCGGGUGGUGUGGUCAAGGUGGCGCUUUUCUUGGCAUGAAUCGUAUCACUCCGGAGGAUAGAUUUCCAGAAAUCGCACACCAAUUGCGCGAAUUUAAGAUACAUGCAUUAGUGGUGAUCGGUGGUUUCGAAGCUUAUCGCACCGUCUUAGCUUUGACUUUGGAGCGACCAAAAUUCAUGGAAUUCUGUAUUCCAAUGGCUGUAAUACCAUCGACAAUUUCCAACAAUAUACCCGGUACCGAGUACAGCAUCGGCGCUGAUACUAGCUUGAAUGAGAUCACGAAAAUCUGCGACUUGAUACGCGAUUCGGCGCGGGGCUACAAGAAACGCGUCUUCAUUAUCGAGACAAUGGGCGGGCAUUGCGGUUACUUACCUACCAUGGCAGCUAUGGCCGGUGGCGCUGAUUCGGCAUAUAUCUAUGAGGAAAAAUUCAGUGUCCAUGAUAUACAACGCGACUGUUAUAAUAUGAUAGCGAAAAUGAAUGGCGGCAUUGAUCGUGGACUAGUGUUGCGUAGUGAAGGUGCGAAUAAAAAUUAUACCUCAAACUUCCUCGAACGUCUUUAUGAAGAGGAGUCCAACGGUCUGUUUACUUGUCGCACCAAUAUCUUAGGUCAUGUGCAACAGGGUGGCAGACCUACACCAUUCGAUCGUUGCUUGGCUACGGAGAUGGGCAUCGCUUGUGCUCAAUUUGUACGUGAACAAAUAAAAAAAGCAGUGCAGCCAGAUGGUACGGUUUUGGCUACAACUAAGCACUCUUCAUGCAUGCUAGGCCUGAUGGGUCCGGAGUAUAAACUAACGCCCAUGGAGGAUCUAUCCCAUCAAACGGAGUUUCACCUUCGCAUACCGAAGAUACAGUGGUGGCUACAACUACGCCCAUUAUUAAGAAUUCUGUCGAUACACGAUUCGGCCUACGCCGACAAUUUUUCAGCUGUAACAUCUUCACUUCAACAACCUGUGGAUAUCAAUUGUACUGUUAAUUAA
Molecule: messenger RNA, 2523 nt
Organism: Bactrocera tryoni
Lineage: Eukaryota; Metazoa; Arthropoda; Insecta; Diptera; Tephritidae
Product: ATP-dependent 6-phosphofructokinase-like
Exons: 11
Coding region: 1-2523 (840 amino acids)
Biological process (GO): fructose 6-phosphate metabolic process; canonical glycolysis; fructose 1,6-bisphosphate metabolic process
Cellular component (GO): 6-phosphofructokinase complex; cytoplasm
Molecular function (GO): monosaccharide binding; AMP binding; 6-phosphofructokinase activity
Source: RefSeq, a predicted model, not a curated record